Messenger RNA from Oncorhynchus nerka (sockeye salmon), 3498 nucleotides. It is a transcript of the gene sergef, whose product is annotated as secretion regulating guanine nucleotide exchange factor. Gene Ontology annotation, molecular function: ubiquitin protein ligase activity. Lineage: Eukaryota; Metazoa; Chordata; Actinopteri; Salmoniformes; Salmonidae. The transcript is spliced from 9 exons. Gene Ontology annotation, biological process: protein ubiquitination. Bases 18 to 1238 code for a protein of 406 amino acids. Gene Ontology annotation, cellular component: cytoplasm; membrane. The record is from RefSeq and is a predicted model, not a curated record.
UUUGGCAUCCCCAUGCUAUGGAUACAAGCUUGCUGACAGAAUUAUGUGUCUACACGUGGGGAACCAACAGCUAUUGGCAGUUAGGACAGGGGCAUGUUGAAGACCUGUCAGUGCCCAGGCUCGCUGAUGGAGCCCUACAGAUGGGACCGGUGCGCCAACUCAGUGGAGGUGGUGGGCAUUCGGCUGUGGUAUCUGAGAAAGGAGAGCUGCUGGUGUGUGGCCAGAACCACAGAGGUCAGCUGGGACUGGGUCACUGUUUAGAGGUCACCACCUUUCAACUCUGUCCUCUCAUUGGUCAGAGGGUUGCACACGUGUCCUGUGGUUGGGAUUUCACCCUCGUCCUCACUGAUCAUGGCCAGGUACUGACGUGUGGAUCUAAUGCAUACGGCCAGUUGGGUGUCUCAGAGCCAAUCCCUCAUUCUGUGGUGCUGUUGCCCAUUCAGUCUGUAAGGGAGCCAGUGAUCAGAGUGGCAGCAGGACUCAGACAUUCACUAACUGUCACUGCUACAGGUAGUGUUUACCAGUGGGGUAUGGGUCUCUCUGGCCAGGCUAAGAGAGCUCUGAGUCCACAGCCUGUCCCAGAACACUUCACCUCCAAGGUACCUUGUCUGGUCCCAGGUCUGGAACAGGUGAUUUCACACAGUGUUGCUGCAGGCUCCGCCCACUCUGUGAGCCUUACUGCUGAGGGAGAUGUGUUCCUCUGGGGCAGUAAUAAGCACGGCCAGCUGACCAGUAGCAGUACAGACUCCUUCCUACCCAGACCGGUCCUCCUAGACCGCUCACCACUGGGUGGAGAGAAGGUUACCCACGUUCACAGUGGCUGGACACACCUGGUGGUCCAAACAGAGAGCGGCCGUGUCUUCACUUGGGGCAGAGGCAAUUAUGGACAGCUGGGGAGGACAGAACUGACCAAUCAGAGUACAGAUCAGCAGUCAAGUAGUGCAUUGAGAGGAGCUGCCAGCCAAUGGACAUGUGUCCCUGCAGAAGUCAAGAUCCUCUGUGGAGCCUCACAGAUUGCCUGUGGAUCUGAACAUAACCUUGCCAUCGUAGGGGGUCGCCUGCUCUCUUGGGGGUGGAACGAACAUGGGAUGUGUGGGGACGGUUCCGAGACAGAUGUCAGCGAACCACAGCCCAUUCCUGCCCUCCGGCCUCUUGUGAUUGGCUGUGGCGCUGGCCACUCUAUGGCACUGUGUGCUGUGAGGACAGGUGAAGAGGAGUCUACAGAGACAUGGAGAUAGAACAAGCUACACUAUAGUUUGAAACUAGCAUGUUUGAGCUAACUUAUCAGGACUGUACCUGGGUAAGAUCGCGGACCGCUUGUGCCGCUGAUUUGAAGCUCAAUGUCUAUUGUUUUAUCUCUAUGGCAGAGGACACCCGGCUCACUGUGGGCGUGAGAGUAACAUGAUAGGGUAUGAAUCAUGAUCACCCAGUCUAUGGGGAAUGAGCCUCAGGGGAAGAUCUGGGAGGAGGACAUUCUGAAGGGUGUAAAGUAUGUGGGUGUGUCUGUCUGAGCAAAAUAGCCAAACCCCGUUAUGAUUGCUUUGUUAUUGGCCAAGGUAAAGGCACGUGUAAGUUCAGUAAUGACCGGUACAUUCUAACUGCCUUCGUAAUGUCUUUUUUAUUUCCAUCUAUUGACACAUGAACCUUUUCUGUUCCAAGAGGCCAUAACUCACAAAGCCUGUCAGAGUAGGAGGGGCAGAUCUAGGAUCAAUUCUAUUUCUAUUCUAAUCCAUUCAGAAUGUAAACCACAUUUCCAAAUGUUCCUAACUGAAAAUCAUUGAAUUUAAAUUGAAAUUUUAAUGCACAUCCUGAAUUGACUGGAAUUAAACAUUGGAAUUGAUCCUAAAACCUACAGUUGAUGUAAUCGUAUUCUUGUAGUCAUUUUAAAAGACGAAACCCAUCCUAAACCGAUCAGCACACACUUGAUACAUACGGCCCCAGAUCUGUAUUCAAACUGUAAGACGGCAAAAUAAAUAUUGUUUCUGUUUCUGGCGUUAGAGACGGGUGAGUUAUGUGUGAUCAUUCAGAGGCUGUCAUUCCUCGAGCCCAGUCCAGAUAUGAUUGAGGGUCAGGGAGAUGGAUACACAAGGGUUUUUCUAUAUAUUUUUUUACAUCAAAACUAUGAAAUAACACAUUGUAGUUCCAUCUCUCCAAGUCUGUCACUGGCCCCCUUUUUUUAUUGCAGUGAUCUUGACUGACAGAAAGCACUCAAAUCUCCUGGACUCCCUCACUCACCUCUGUGUCCCAAAUGGCGCCCCUAAUUCCCUUUUGUAGGGCACAUGUCUCAUAGGGCUCUGGUCAAAAAGAGUGUACUUUUUAAGGAAUAGGGUUCAGGUCAAAAGUAGUGCACUAUAUAGAGGGAAUAGGGUUCUAUGGGGUUCUGGUCAAAAAUAGUGCACUAUAUAGAGAAUAGGGUUCUAUAGGGCUCUGGUCUAAAGUAGUGCACUAUAUAGGGAAUAGGGUUCUAUAGGGCUCUGGUCUAAAGUAGUGCACUAUAUAGAGGGAAUAGGGUUCUAUAGGGCUCUGGUCUAAAGUAGUGCACUAUAUAGGGAAUAGGGUUCUAUAGGACUCUGGUCUAAAGUAGUGCACUAUAUAGGGAAUAGGGUUCUAUAGGGCUCUGGUCUAAAGUAGUGCACUAUAUAGGGAAUAGGGUUCUAUAGGGCUCUGCUCUAAAGUAGUGCAUUAUAUAGGGAAUAGGGUUCUAUAGGGCUCUGGUCUAAAGUAGUGCACUAUAUAGGGAGUAGGGUUCUAUAGGGCUCUGGUCUAAAGUAGUGCACUAUAUAGGGAAUAGGGUUCUAUAGGGCUCUGGUCUAAAGUAGUGCACUAUAUAGGGAGUAGGGUGCCAUUUGGGACACAUCUCAGGCUAUGCUGUUAUACAGUAUCCGCUGGCCCCGUAGAAUGCUAUGUGUGUACCAGUCCCAUUUAAAGGUUAUAGGGGUCAUAUUUGUCAUAAUUACUGAUGUUAAAGAGGUGAUAUAAGGAUGACCGUUACAUGUCUUCACUGUAUGUUAUGGGGUUAUGUUUACAUUGAAAUACUGCAGGUGUUCUGUCAAAUCCUGUCUUGUUUCCAAUUUGAAUGGCCCUUAACACCUCUGAUGGUGUCUGUCUGUCUGUCUGUCUGUCUGUCUGUCUGUCUGUCUGUCUGUCUCUGUCUGUCUCUGUCUGUCUCUGUCUGUCUGUCUGUCUGUCUGUCUGUCUGUCUGUCUGUCUGUCUGUCUGUCUGUCUGUCUGUGUCUGUUUGUCUGUCUGUCUGUCUGUGUGUCUUCUGAUAAGCGAUCGUACAGUUUGCAGAAUAUAUUACAAUGUCGUGUAUGUUUAUCUAUGCAAAGAAAUAUAUGAUAUGGGAUUGGGCGGCAGCCUGAAAACAUUAAUCUCACUGAAAUAUGAAAUUGUGAUGAAAAAAUGAAUAUAAAAAAGACGACAUAAAAUGUAGAUAGACCAAUGAAUUACUAUCUUUGACUUUCUUCAAAAAAUAAAUCAACACUCAUUGAAAAAUAA